This is a messenger RNA of Zychaea mexicana, 1636 nucleotides long. Its product is annotated as armadillo-type protein. Gene Ontology annotation, cellular component: cytoplasm. Gene Ontology annotation, biological process: post-transcriptional regulation of gene expression. Gene Ontology annotation, molecular function: mRNA 3'-UTR binding. Lineage: Eukaryota; Fungi; Mucoromycota; Mucoromycetes; Mucorales; Lichtheimiaceae. Bases 121 to 1239 code for a protein of 372 amino acids. The transcript has a single exon. The record is from RefSeq and is a predicted model, not a curated record.
CCGGCGACGCACAUCUGCAGAGGUACAUAUUGUUACAACAAUACACAUACAUAGUACUAAAGUACAUUAAUGCACAGUAAUAAUUAAUAACUGUCAUCCUCUAUUACUAUUUUGAUUGUUAUGCAGAAGCAGGCAAGUGGACGGCCCCAUCAAUCUUCUCAAAAUGCAGAGUACCGACGCAAACUGGACAAGAACACGGCCGUGGACUGGGAGGCCAUGAUUGACAAGAUCGUCCAACGCGGCGACCAACAAGCGUCACUGUUCCUGCAACAAAAACUCAAGGCUGCCACCGAUGAACAAAAGGAGGCCAUCUUUGAAGCCAUCUUGCCCCAAGCGUAUCCACUGAUGACCAGUCGAUUUGGCAACUUUCUAGUUCAGCGUCUGUUCGAAGUGGGCUCACGUCAACAAAUCGCUGCGUUGAUUUCAAAGAUGCAAGGCCGUAUCGUGUCACUCACCUGUCAACCCUUUGGCUGCCACGUCCUGCAAAAGGCGCUCGACUGCUGCCCCGACGAAGCGACGCGCUCUGCGAUGGUCCACGAACUGUUUGAAAACAUCAGUGAGACGAUCACGCACAAGCACGCCUGCCAUAUCUGGCAAAAGGUGUUUGAAAUGCAAUGGGGCGAGGAGGAGAACCAUGUACCCCCUGUAAUGGACCGUGUCAACCAGGCAUUGCAAGGCAAAUGGACCCGAGUUGCACUCGACGAAACCGGCAGUCUGGUAAUCCAGCAUAUCUUUGAGAACAUCAACGAACAAGACAAACGCCCAGUCCUUGAUGAGGUGCUCGACAAUAUCAUGGUGAUUGCCAGGGGCCAGUGGGGCAACUGGGUUGUCCAACACAUUCUGGAACAGGCGCAAGACAGUCGCGACCGCGAGCAUGCGUUCCGCGUGGUUCUGGAACACGCCGCGGGACUCUCGAUGGACCAGUUUGCGUCCAAGGUGGUCGAAAAGGCCCUGCGCACAGGAGGCCCGGUGUUCCUGGAACAGUUUAUGGAGAAGAUCAUGCUCAAGCAGCAGCAACGCCGCGAGCCGCUCAUUGACAUGGCAUCCGAUCAGUAUGGAAACUACGUCGUCCAAUGGCUCAUCAACCAUGCCGGCACGGAACACCAGGUCAAGAUGUGUCGAUUGAUCAAGCGCCAUAUGGUUUCGCUGCGCGGAUCCAAGUACGGCCAACGCGUUGCUUUCUUGGUCGAAAAGGUGCUGCGAUCUCAAGAAAUCACUACCUACCCUAUCCAUCAAUAACAGCUUAAAAGAAAUACCCCACACGCCAUACACACCAACUCCAUACAAGCACACACAUUCAAACCAUCUGCAGAAGUAAAAACAAAGGGCUUGCCCUGAUUAUACUUCUUUAUCUUCUCGUCUCUAUUCAUAUAUGCGCAUCACACACCACAAAACCAUUUUCAUCAUCUUCUUCUUCCUUAUGUACCAUAGCGAGAGAGGAAGGAAAACACUCUUUUGUUCUUUUUACAAAUCCUGACCCCCUUAAAAAUCGUUCUUCUCACUACCACCACCACCACCACCCCUUAGUAUCUUGUUAUUUAAGCCAACCCUUACAAACUAUAAGAGAUCAUGUGUACAUGAUUGAUUGAUGGAUCUAACAAUUAAAAAAGGAAAACCAACUGUUUCCACUCUGAGA